CAGAUUGAUUGCAACACAACGUGUUCUGUAGAACAGUGGAAGCACAUUCCUUUGGAAACUACUUUGGAGUGUGGGAAAAAGGGAGCAUCUGAGAUUAGCUUCUCAUUAUAUGGCCAGACAUGCUGUGCAUUCGAUGCUGGGUGUCUUAGAUACAUAGUUUGUUCUACUUGUAAGAAAUGGGCCGCAGAAAUACAGCAGAAAGCUUGAAAUACGGAGCAUACGCAGG
Messenger RNA from Gryllus bimaculatus (two-spotted cricket), 226 nucleotides. The record is from the annotation of a GenBank genome assembly. NCBI's taxonomy places the organism in Eukaryota, Metazoa, Arthropoda, Insecta, Orthoptera, Gryllidae.